Molecule: messenger RNA, 3666 nt
Organism: Plasmodium berghei ANKA
Lineage: Eukaryota; Apicomplexa; Aconoidasida; Haemosporida; Plasmodiidae
Product: conserved Plasmodium protein, unknown function
Exons: 1
Coding region: 1-3666 (1221 amino acids)
Source: RefSeq, a predicted model, not a curated record
AUGCUAAAGUUUUCGAAAUAUUUUUACAGCAAUAUUGUUAAUAUUGGUAAUAUAAAAGGGAAACAAAUAAUUAACAUAUAUGUUCAUAACCUUAUUUUAGGUUACUAUUUAAUAGAAAAUAAAUAUUACACAAAAUGUAAAUAUGCUAUAAUUCAUUUCAAAAAUUUUAAUUUCCUCAAAGAUUACAUUAAUGAAAGGACUGACACUCUCACUUUUACAAAUCACAAAGAAUAUCAAGAAAAACAUAUUAAUAAUAAACAAAACAUUUUUUAUAACAAAGAAAAUAAUAAUUACCAUGUCAUAGUUAAUCCUAUUAUAUAUUCACAAUUAAAAAAUAUUUUCCAAAUAAUUCACAAAACAAAUACUUCAAUUUUACAAAACAUUUUAACAAAAUAUAAAAAUGUAAUUCCUAUACAACACCACCAAAUAAUUAAAAGUAAUAUAUGCAUAUAUAAAAAUCAAUAUCUAUUUUAUCUGCAAAUCCCAAAUGAAUAUAUAAAUAUAAUUUUACCUGAAAUACAACUACACUUUAAGAAAGAAAAAACAAUUGGGAUAUUUAAACAAAUUAACAAUUUAGACAUUUAUGCUUUGAUAUCACUUUUUCAUAUUCACACAAAUGUUAUGAAAAAUGUGAAUACUAUACGAGGCAACUAUGUUAGCACCGAUAGGGUUGAGUUCCAUGGACUCGUUUCAGUUUCCCUUUCUGAUAAAAUGACAAGUUUUAUUUUAAAUAAUUUGUGUGUGCAAAUAGAUAAAUUUUUCUCAAAUUUCAAAACAAAAGAAAUAAAUACAACAAUGAAUAAAUCAGGUUUUCAUAAAAUAUAUCUAGAAUUGUUAGAUAUACUAAAUAUUUUAAUAAUAGAAAUAAAUAAAUAUAUAAAAUUUAUUAAUUUCAUUUUAAACAUACUUCUAAAAUCUUUUCAUAAAUACAAACAUCAUUAUAAUUAUACAUAUUCAGUUAAUUUAUUAAACACAUUGAAUCAGAUUAUCCCAUUUCAUAUGCACUCAUUAUAUUUGGUUAGCUCAAAUGAAGAAGAUAUUUCAAACACUUUUAUAAAAAAAAUAGAAAAUAAUUAUUUUUAUAUACAAAAAGAAAACUUUACUUGGAAUAAUAUUAACAAAUAUUAUGGAGAAAUCAAUCCUAAUAAUUAUCUUUCUGAAAUAAAGAAUGAAAAAGCAUUUAUCUCAUAUUCUAUGGAUACGGAAUACUGGAAUGAUCAAUUUAUUCAUUUAAACUACAAUAUUGAAAAUAAUAAAUUCUGGACACAAUAUUGUAUAAUAUUAGUAACGAUUAUUGUUAAAAAAAUUAAAUAUGUAAUGCAUAGAAACGUUUUGAUUGAUGAAAUAUAUGUCUUGGAAGCAAUAAAUACACUACUACAUAUAAAAAAUAAACAAGUUCUUAAUUUAGAUACACUUAUUGAUACAAAAGCGCCAUUUUUGAAAAAUCUAUAUGCUGAUAAAUUGGAAAAUUCAAAGGGAACUGAUAUUGAUGCCCCUAAAAAAAAUGAAUGUUCAGAAAAAAAAAACAACUUUUUACUUUUUCUCAAUUUUUCUUUUAAUAUGUUAAAAAACUUAAGGUACAAUAAUACGAGCUUAAAAAAUUUAGUAUCUAAAAAUAAAGAUAGAGUAGAAAUUUUUUUAAAAAUUAUUUCAUUAAUAAGCAAUAUUAAAUAUUUAUUAACAAGCAAUAUAAAUAAAUGUACAUCCAAAAAUUCGAUGGAAAAUGUAAUAGCUGUAAAUGAUCAUUUUAUAAAAAGACAAAACGAAAAUAUAAAAAAUGCAAAAGUAAUUAACACACUUAAAAAAAAUAUUAACCUAUUUUGCAAUGAAAUCGUACUAGCGUUUUCAAAUUAUCAUACAAUGUCAAAAUCUUUCAGUACUGAUUUUUUAUCCUGCACAAGCCAGAAAAACGUUGCUAUGUACAUGUCAUACAUAUUUAAUGAUAUAUAUUUUCAGAAUAAUUCCCAAAUAAAAAAUAUAAUCCUUAAUCACUUUUUAAAACAUUAUAAUAUUUUAAAUUCAAAUUUGGAAACAUAUAACAAAAAAUAUAUUUAUUUGCAAUAUAUAACUAUUUAUAAUCUUAUAAAACUUUUCCAUAAUGAUAUUAAUAAUACAUCGCCAAAUUUGUACAAUAUAGUGCUAAAUAUAUUUAUGGAAUGUUUCAAUAAUAAUACAUGUUAUAAUCUUAAAAAUGACAAAAUUUCCAGCAUUUCCUAUAAAAAACAAAAAAUUAAUUAUUAUCUACAUAUGUUGAAUAAAUUAUGUUAUUUUUACUUUUUAUCAAAAAAAUAUAUCACAAAUCUAGAAUUUCUAAAUCAUAUAAAUCAUAAUUUUUAUUUAACAUUUCAUUUAAUUAGCCAAUAUAUUGAAAAAAAUAUAAACACACAAGAUUAUUUUACUAAUUUUAUUAACAAGUGUGCAAAUAAAAUCAUAAUUAUAUUAACUGUUCAUAAAUUUUUUAAUAUUUAUUCAGAAGAUCUAAAUAUGUGUGUUUCAAAUUUUAUUCAAUUAACUCAUGAAUAUAUUACUAAGGAAAAUAAAAAAAAGUUUAUUUUAUAUAUUAUUCCAUUUUUAAAAUUCCCAAAAUCGCUCACUGACAAUUUGAAGCGUCUCCUAAUCAAUGCUGAUACAAAUUUUUUUGAGGAAGUAAAUAUACAAAAAGAAAUAACUGGAGAAAAACAGUUGGCUUUUCAGAAUAAUAAUCUGAGAAAUUUUAAUCAGGAGGAUAUUUCGUGUGUAGAAUGUGAGAAAAAUGAAAGUAACUUAUUUAAAAAUGAACAAAUAGUGAGUAAUAAUGCCGAAGGGGUUAAUGUAAAUAAUGAAGAUAUCUUUAGAAAUAAACAAAAUGACUUAGGUAAUAUUUUUUUAAAUUAUUUUAAAGAACAUAAUUAUGCAAACCAAAAUGUAUAUCCAGUCUCACAUAUUGAAAAAGAUUUAACAGAACUAAUUGAGAAUUUAGGAAAAAAUAAAAAUUUUCAAAUAAACAAUAAUACUUUAUAUAAAAUAUUAAAUGAAUAUAUGAAGGAAAAUAAAUUAAUUAAAAAAGAAAAUAUCAUACUAAAAAACAAAUUAAAUUUCAUUGUACUAAAUUUUGAACAAUUUAUAUCAUCAUAUAUAAAUAGUAUAAGUAGCAAUAAUAGUACCACAUCAACACCUACCAAUAAUUCGACUAUUUUUCAUUGUAAAGAAAAUAUUAGUGCAAUAAACACAUUAAUUAUGAACAAGUCAGGUAAAACAAUAGAAAAAGAUAUAAAUAAAAAUAUGGUAGUAGGGAAAAAUGAUACAAUUCAAGAGAAAGCAAAUUAUUAUAAAUAUGAUAAAGAUAAUGUUAAUAAAAUAAAAAACAUGUCUACAGCCUUACAAAUACAAUUCGAUUAUCAUUAUGUUAAUGCUAAAAAUGAAUAUUUUAAUGAAUUAAAAAAGUAUGAAAACAAAAAUUAUAUAAAAGUAAAUAAUAUACUUUUAAAUAUGUACAUGUAUAAUCCUUAUAUUUCGGCAAAAAAUAAUAAAAAAAAAUUAAUAAUUCUACCAUAUGAUACUUAUAAAAAUAUUAAAAAACUUGUUUGUGAGGGAAAUGAAGGAGCAAACGUAUUUAAACGUUUCCAUAAUUCUGUAUACUUUUUUUUUGAUAAAUUAAUGAUUUUUUUUUGUAAAACGCGUAAUUAA